Asparagus officinalis (garden asparagus) is the source of this 1386-nucleotide messenger RNA. RefSeq names its product homeobox-leucine zipper protein PROTODERMAL FACTOR 2-like. The transcript is spliced from 8 exons. Gene Ontology annotation, molecular function: lipid binding. NCBI's taxonomy places the organism in Eukaryota, Viridiplantae, Streptophyta, Magnoliopsida, Asparagales, Asparagaceae. The record is from RefSeq and is a predicted model, not a curated record. Bases 1 to 1386 code for a protein of 461 amino acids.
AUGCGGCUACUUCGAGAGGAGAUAGCAAGGCUUGAACAAGAAAUUCACAAGUACAAGACAGCUCUAUCAAAUAGCUCUUGCCUCCACUGCAAUAGCCCUCUUAUCCCUAGAUGGGAUGCACCAGAUUGGCCUCCACGCGUACAUGAGAAUUGCAAGCUAAAACAAGAGUUCGAAAAGGUUCGAGAAAGGGUCAUGGAGAAGCUUGGAAGAAAUUUUCUCAAAGAGAUAGAUGUCAGUUCAGUGCCAUCAAAUUUGAUGGAGAAUGACCCUCAACUCGCGCCUGUUGGACUUGCUAUUUCAGCAAUGCGCGAGUUUCUGAUGCUGGUUCAAGCAAGGGAACCGAUAUGGAUAUCACACCCUUAUAACUCCUUGGAGACAAUCAAUGAGGGGCAAUAUCUCCUGAACUUUGCUAGCAGGGGUACUCUAAAGCCCUACUGGUAUGAUAGAGAAGGAACACGUUCGCGUGUAAUUGUACCAAUGAGUCCUAGGGAUAUAGUUGGCAUACUCAUGGAUGUGGAUCACUGGUCCACUUGCUUUUCUAGCAUGCUAGCAAGUGGUGUGAUGAUGGAAGAGAUAUCUUCAGGAGAACCAGAAAAUUAUAAUGGAGCUAUGCUAGCGGUAUCGGCAGAGUACCAGAUACCUCUGACGCCUCAGCAACUUAUCCCACAUAGGAGGAGUGUGUUCCUGCGUUUCUGCAAGAAAUUACCAAAUGAGACUUCUUGGGCAGUCGUUGAUGUUUCAGUGGAUAAUGUUCUGCAACACCAUAUUAUGAAAUGCAAGAGAAGGCCUUCAGGGUGCUUGAUUCAAGAUAUGAGCAAUGGUUUCUCUGAGGUGACAUGGAUCGAACAUUUUGAAGUGGAUAAUAGAGAUGUUGGGCACUAUUGCAAGCUAUAUGUGUCCUCAGGUAUGGCUUUUGGUGCAAAACAGUGGGUGGGCAUCUUGGAGGGCUAUUGCAAUCUCCUCAAAACUCAAAUGGCCUGGAACACUCCAAAGGGAGGUGAACUGCAAACAAUAGAGACUAGAGAUAAGCUGAAAUCAGUUUUACUAGAGAAUGACCAAGCGGCCUGGAACACUCCAAAUGGAGGUGUAGGGCAAACAAUGGAGACAAGAAAGAAGCUGAAAUCUGCUUUACCAGAGAAUGACAAGGUAGCCUCAGACACUCCAAAGGUAGCCUCAGACACUCCAAAGGGAGGUGGAGUGAAAACAAUGGUGACUAGAGAGAUGCUGAAAUUGGUUUUCCCCGAGAGUUUCAAGGAUGAUGAUGCAGAGGAGAAUGACAGUGGUCAGAACAAUUCUGGUAAUGAUGGUUGCAAGAAGGAUGAAGAUGAGGAGAAGAAUUCUGGUGAUCAGAAAAAGUCUGGAAGUGAUGGCUGCAAGCCAAAGUAA